GUCAAUGUGGGUAUUAUGAGUGUCCAUGAUAAAAUACUUAAAAAGGAAAGAGGAAAAACAUUGCCAUUAGUGAUUUCAUCAGAAAGUUCUGCACAACAGCUGCUUGAGGCAGCAGAAGCAAAGCUUAAGACAUUUCAUCAUCUUCCCCAUAUUUCAUAUGUUAUUCUCCAUUCUGAUGGAUUAGAAGUGGAUAAAGUUCCUGGAUCUGAAGAGAGUUUUACUAUUCAAUCAUUCAAAGAUGCAAUUGGAAAGCCCUUCAACAGGUUAACAUUUUUUAUCUGUGCAGAGAAAGACUACAAAACACUCCGUCAAGGGGAUGAGACUGACAAUGAAGUUAUUAUUCAUCCAAGAUGGAGCAUGAAUAGAGACAACUUAGAAGACACCUUGCCAUUAUGUCAUAGUUCACCAAGAGAGGAAUCUAAGCCUGACCAACAAAAGAUUUCAGUCCCAAUUAGUGAAAAGCAAUUAGACAAAUGCACCACAGAAACAUCCACAAGUUCAUCAUCCCUGACUGGGUCACAGUGCUACAGCAACUAUGUAGACUUUUAUUCACCCAUUGUCAUUGAGGACAAGGAAAGCUCCUCUGAAGAAGAGUCUGAAAACAUAGUAAGUAUUAAAGAUCCAUCAGUUGAUGUGAAAGCAAUUUUGUCUGAUCUGGCCAUGCAAAUACUACCUAAUAAAGUUUCAAGAUUCAAUAUAAACAGAGGAGAUAUUUGGGAAGGAGCCCUGCGUGGAUUUAAGAGACAGUCCUAUGAUCCGACUUACACAAUGCUGGUGAAAUUUACAGAUGAUUACGGUGUAAAUGAAGAUGGAAUUGAUGCAGGUGGCCCAAAAACGGAAUUUCUACAGUUGUUGAUGUGUCACAUAAAAGGACACAGUUUACUUGAAGGGAAAGAGAAUGAGAAAUUUUUGCGAUGUGACAGUACAGGCAGGUACAAUUUAUUUACUGGGUAACCCUUACUAAUGAAGCAUGAUACUCCAAAUAUAAACUGCUGUACUCAGUUUGAGGAUUUGUCAUAGUCAUUUAUUGUAGUUUUAAAAAUGUAAUUAAUCAUUUGUCAUUUGCUUGUGGCUAUUCAGUUACUGUUUAAAAUGUAUUCAGUGAGUUCUACAAUCUAUGUUUGAAACUUUUGUGAAACACAGUUUUGUUUCAAAUGUAUGUCUAAUUUAAUAUAGAUUCUCUGUACACCUACAGUACUUCCAUACAUUACUUGCAAUAACCAUUUACUGAGGAAAAAGUGUAACAUACUAACUUACUCCCUCUCUCUUCACUUAAUUCCCAAACUACUCUGAAUUGGCCCUUUUCAAUCCAGAGAAGCAGUAGGCCUCGCAGUCAAGUGUUAGACUUUCAUUCAAUACCCAUAACUCCUACUCAAAGGUCAAUGAUGGAGAUGUAAACUGGUAAGAUGGCCAAUUAGAAGAUUUCACAAAGAUCUAACUUCCUUUUUACAACACCAUCAUUUGUAAGAAUGAUUUCUAAAUCAUGCAGUCACCUCGCCUUACAUAUGAACCAG
Messenger RNA from Erpetoichthys calabaricus (reedfish), 1514 nucleotides. RefSeq lists its product as uncharacterized. Gene Ontology annotation, molecular function: ubiquitin-protein transferase activity. The transcript has 6 exons. The coding region runs from base 16 to 954 and encodes 312 amino acids. The record is from RefSeq and is a predicted model, not a curated record. NCBI's taxonomy places the organism in Eukaryota, Metazoa, Chordata, Cladistia, Polypteriformes, Polypteridae.